AUGCUGGCUUGGUCAUUCAUUUAAACUAUGACCACAGAUCCAGGGCAAGUUCCAGUAUUUUGGGGGUUUCAUUUAGGGGACGGAGAAAAUAAAAGAAGGAGAUAUUGCUUAAUGUGCAAUGUAUUCAAGCCAGAGCGAUGCCAUCAUUGCUCUGCAUGCAAUAGAUGCGUUCUCAAUAUGGAUCAUCACUGCCCUUGGAUUAAUAAUUGUGUUGGGUUUUGGAACAGAAAAUUCUUCCUUCUACUAUUGAUAUAUGUACUCUUAACAACUUAUUUCGUUGCAGUAACAAUGGGCUAUGAUUUUUUGAUGAGCAUUAAAUGGGAAGUUGAUGCUUACUACUUUAGUAGAACUGUUAGAGAGCAAUAAGUUUUAUUUAAAAACCUUGUGAUUUAAUUUAGCUAUAUCUUAAAUUGCAUGAUUGCAGUUCUAAUGACAUUUUUCCUCAAAUUUCACAUAUAUUUGGCAAGAUCAAAUAAAACUACGAUUGAAAAUCUUGAGAAAAAAGGAAAAGUAUUUAACAGUCCAUUUGAUUUAGGAGAAGCUAAUAAUCUUUAUUAAGUUUUCGGUAUCAACCCUUGGCUAUGGCCUUUCCCUGUAUUCUGCGGAUCAGGAAAACCUUAAGGUGAUGGAAUAUAUUGGAGAGAUUCAGUUACUGAGGAUGGUUCACCAGUAAAAAAAGAUGGAUAUUCCUAAAAAAGUUCAGCUUCUCCGAUGAAAUCAGAUGAUAAAUACAGUAAUUAAAAGAUGCAACCAAGUGCAAGUGGAAAUAUUUAACAUACAUUCAAUCAAAACUAAGCAAAUAAUUCAUAUAGAGUUAAUGCGACAGUUUAAAUGUAUCAGGGUGUUUAAAAUCAACCAUAUCAAAAUUAGAAUAUCACUUAAUAUCCUUAAUAAAACUAAUUUUUUGGCUAAUCUUAAAAUUCUCAGCAGCAACCAUAAGUGAUAGGUCAGGCUUAAAAUAGAAUCAUUAUGCAUGGUUAGGAUAAAGAUUAUAUGAAGAAAAAUCUAGAUGCAGCAAUUUUUAAACAAAACUAUAACAGAGCUUCUUAACUUGAUUAAUAGAUUAAAAAAGCAUAAGGACAAAGUAAUGCCUAGGCUAGUACGGCUCAAAGAGCAAGUAAAUUGAGCAAUAAUAGCAACAAUGUAGGAGUUAACUAUUAGCAAUUCAAUAGUGGAAAAGUUGACCCAAAGAAAAAAAGACCUACUGGUGCUGGUCAGAGAUGA
Messenger RNA from Stylonychia lemnae, 1224 nucleotides. The record is from the annotation of a GenBank genome assembly. NCBI's taxonomy places the organism in Eukaryota, Ciliophora, Spirotrichea, Sporadotrichida, Oxytrichidae.